Trichosurus vulpecula (common brushtail) is the source of this 1969-nucleotide messenger RNA. Its product is annotated as merlin-like. Gene Ontology annotation, cellular component: adherens junction; plasma membrane; apical part of cell. The record is from RefSeq and is a predicted model, not a curated record. The coding region runs from base 1 to 1944 and encodes 647 amino acids. Gene Ontology annotation, biological process: regulation of gliogenesis; positive regulation of early endosome to late endosome transport; regulation of organelle assembly. NCBI's taxonomy places the organism in Eukaryota, Metazoa, Chordata, Mammalia, Diprotodontia, Phalangeridae. Gene Ontology annotation, molecular function: actin binding; cell adhesion molecule binding. The transcript is spliced from 17 exons.
AUGUCUAUCAGGGGGUUGAAGAAAAAGCAGCCAAAGACUUUCAAAGUCCAAGUGAUCACAAUGGAUGCCGAGAUGGAAUUCAGCUGUGAGAUGAAAUGGAAGGGGAAAGAUUUGUUUGAUCUGGUGUGCCGAACUCUAGGGCUCCGGGAAACCUGGUUCUUUGGCCUGCAGUAUACCAUUAAGGGAGUCUGUGCCUGGUUGAAGAUGGAAAAAAAGGUUUUAGAACAAGAAAUUCCCAAGGAAGAUCCAGUAAAAUUCCAUUUUUUGGCCAAGUUUUACCCAGAGAAGGUGGAAGAAGAACUUCUUCAAGAAAUCACUCAACACCUUUUUUUUCUUCAGGUGAAGAAACAGAUAUUAGAUGAAGAAAUCUACUGUUCUCCAGAGGUCACGGUUUUGUUGGCUUCAUAUGCUGUCCAGGCUAAGUAUGGUGACUAUGACCCUGCCUUUCACAAACCAGGCUUCUUAGCCCAAGAUGAACUGUUGCCCAAAAGAGUCCUCAAGCAGUAUCAGAUGACAGUCCACAUGUGGGAAGAAAAGAUCACAGCCUGGUAUGCAGAGCAUAGGGGCAUUGCCAGGGAUGAAGCCGAGAUGAACUAUCUGAAAAUUGCCCAAGAUUUGGCGAUGUAUGGUGUCAAUUACUUCUCCAUCGAACAAAAUAAAAACCACACAGAUCUCCUGCUUGGUGUAGAUGCUAAAGGGAUCCAUGUCUACAGCAUCGACAACAGGUUCUCUCCAAACAAAUCUUUUGAAUGGAGUGCCAUCAGAAACAUUUCCUAUAGUGAGAAGGAGUUAACAAUUAAGCCUCUUGACAAAAAGGCAGAAGUUUUCAAGUUCUUUUCCUCACAGCUGAAGGUGAAUAAGUUGAUCCUCCAGUUGUGUAUUGGAAACCAUGACCUAUUCAUGAAGAGGAGAAGAGUGGACUCCAUUGAGAUUCAGCAAAUGAAAGCCCAAGCCAAGGAAGAGAAAGCUCGGAAGAAAAUGGAGCAUCAGAGGCUAGCCAGGGAGAAGCAGCUCAGAGAAGAGGCUGAGAGAGCCAAAGAUGAACUGGAAAGGCGGCUGUUUCAGCUAGAAGCCGAGGCCCGACAAGCCAAUGAGGCCUUACUCCACUCCAAAGAGACAGCGGAGCUGCUGGCAGAGAAGGCACAGAUUGCUGAGGAGGAAGCCAAGCUGCUUGCCCAGAAUGCCGCAGAGGCUGAGCAGGAGCGCCAGCGGCUGGAGAUCACGGCCCUGAAAACCAAGGAAGAGAAACGUCUGAUGGAGCAGAAAGUGAGGGAAGCAGAAAGGAUCGCUGCCAAGCUGGUCAAGGAGUCAGAUCUCAGAACCAAGGAAACUGAAUACCUGAAACAAGACCUGAGCGAGGCCAGAGAAGCUGAGCGCCGGGCAAAGCAGCGGCUCCAGGAGGUCACCCGAGCCUCUCACCCUCACACAAACAGGUAUCUUCAACCUUCCCCUGUUGAGUAUGGAGACCUUGGAGUUGAAAAAGGGUGUACAAGGUUUGAUUUAAGGGAUGUUGACCUGAAGAGACUGUCUUUGGAGAUAGAAAGGGAGAGGUUAGAUUAUUUGGAGAAGAGUAAACAUUUUGAAGAUCGAUUAAAAGAACUUAAGUCUGAAAUACAUGCCUUAAAACUUGAGGAAAAACAAAAGGGGCCAAUCUCUCAUUGGAAUGAAGUCUUUGGAUCACUAGACCUCACCUUAAGAAAGGUGCCAUCAUGGAUUAAGCUGUGUGAAUCAAGAGGUGGACAGGAUGAAAAUCUCCAGAGACCUUUCCAGCCUUUACCGCUGAAUGCUUUGAGUAGCUGGCCAUGCAUCAACACCAGUUACUAUAGCAUAACAGGAGAAAAGUAUUCUCAAACAAACACCUCAGUUUCUAAUAACAUGGGAACUGAAACUCGAAAAAACAUUGUAAAGGUUCAGCGGCGUGACUCAGAUGUGAUCUACAUUUGAAGUUUUUUGGACACACAGCUUCCGG